CAGCUCCGGUACCGGCACCGCUCUAACCCAUUCCGGCACCACUUCUACUCCGGUACCGGUACCGCUCUUGCUCCGGCACCACUCUAACCCUCCCGGCACCGUUUCUGCUCCGGUACCGGCACCACUUCUGCUCCGGUGCCGACUCGACUCUAGCCUCUUCCGACACCGGUACCGUUCGGGCGCUAGCACCGCUCCAGCCCUUCCGGCUCCGCUACCACUUCGGCACCUCUUCUGUACCGGCACCGCUCGGGCACCGCUCCAGCCCCUUCCGGCUCCGGUAACACUCCCGCUCCGGUAACACUCCGGCACCGCUCCUGCCCCGGCUCCGCUCCAAACCCUCUCCGGUACCGUCCCCGCUUUUGUUCCAGCCCCGGCCGCAGCCCCGGAGCGGCGCCGCUGCCCCCGGCCCGGCCCCGGAGCGGCCCCGCAGCACCGCCCCUGCGCUUGCCGGGCCCCGGCGUGGCGGCGGCAGGAAGGAGGAAGGCGGCAGAGCGAGCGGGCUGCGCCAUCCCUCGCCGCUACCAUGAACAAGAUGAAAAACUUCAAGAGGAGGUUUUCCCUCUCAGUUCCUCGGACAGAGACCAUCGAGGAGUCCCUGACAGAGUUCACAGAGCAGUUCAACCAGCUCAACAACCGCAGGAAUGAAGACCUGGCCCAAGGCCACCUGCAGCUGGGCAGGGAGCUGGAAGCAGACAGCAGCCCCAUCUCCCCCUCGGAGGUGGAGGCGCAGUCCCCGCCGGGCGUGCGCUACCGCGGCAGCAGCCAGCGCCGCUUCUCCACCGAGGAUGUCAGCAAGCGCCUGUCCCUGCCCAUGGACAUCCGCCUGCCCCCCGAGUUCCUGCAGAAGCUGCAGAUGGAGAGCCCAGAGUUCCCCAAGCCCCUCAGCAGGAUGUCCAGAAGGGCUUCCCUCUCAGAUAUUGGGUUUGGGAAGCUGGAAACCUAUGUUAAACUGGACAAACUGGGAGAGGGCACCUAUGCCACUGUCUUCAAGGGGCGCAGCAAGCUGACCGAGAACCUGGUGGCCCUGAAGGAGAUCCGCCUGGAGCACGAGGAAGGGGCCCCUUGCACGGCCAUCCGGGAGGUGUCACUGCUGAAGAACCUGAAGCACGCCAACAUCGUGACCCUGCACGACAUCAUCCACACCGAGCGCUCCCUCACCCUGGUCUUUGAGUACCUGGAGAACGACCUCAAGCAGUACCUUGACAACUGUGGGAACCUGAUGAGUGUGCACAACGUGAAGAUCUUCAUGUUCCAGCUGCUGCGGGGUCUGGCUUACUGCCACGGCAGGAAGAUCCUGCACCGAGACCUCAAGCCCCAGAACCUGCUGAUCAACGAGAGGGGAGAGCUCAAGCUGGCUGACUUUGGGCUAGCCAGAGCCAAGUCAGUCCCUACAAAGACCUAUUCCAACGAGGUGGUCACGCUCUGGUACCGGCCCCCCGAUGUCCUCCUGGGAUCUACUGAGUACUCCACCCCCAUCGACAUGUGGGGCGUUGGCUGCAUCCACUACGAGAUGGUCACCGGCAGGCCCAUGUUCCCUGGCUCCACCGUCAAGGAGGAGCUGCAUCUGAUCUUCCGGCUGCUGGGAACCCCAACAGAAGACACCUGGCCUGGAAUCACAUCCAACGAGGAGUUCAAGGCUUACAACUUCACCCAGUACCGAGCCCAGCCCUUACUAAACCAUGCCCCAAGGCUGGACUCGGAAGGCAUUGACCUGCUGACCAACCUCCUUCUGUACGAAGCCAAAGGCAGGAUCUCGGCGGAGGCAGCCCUGCGGCAUCCCUACUUCAAGAGCCUGGGGGAGAGGAUCCAGCUCCUGCCUGACAAUGCCUCCAUCUUCUCCCUGAAGGAGAUCCAGCUUCAGAAGGACCCUGGCCACCGAGGCUCAGCCUUCCAGCAGUCAGCCCGAGGGAAGAACAGGAGGCAGAGCAUAUUUUAGACUCGGAUCUCCUGCUCCCUUUGUCACCAUGGAGAUUAAAGCCCCGAGGAAGGAGACAGCAGCUCGCUCCCACCUGACCCGCCGCAGAGCCACCGCCGCCAGCAGGACCACGCUGCAGGGCUGCAG
Molecule: messenger RNA, 2062 nt
Organism: Dryobates pubescens (Downy woodpecker)
Lineage: Eukaryota; Metazoa; Chordata; Aves; Piciformes; Picidae
Gene: CDK18
Product: cyclin dependent kinase 18
Exons: 16
Coding region: 524-1936 (470 amino acids)
Biological process (GO): protein phosphorylation
Cellular component (GO): cytoplasm; nucleus
Molecular function (GO): protein kinase activity; ATP binding
Source: RefSeq, a predicted model, not a curated record